Messenger RNA from Tetrahymena thermophila SB210, 3246 nucleotides. RefSeq names its product cyclic nucleotide-binding domain protein. The transcript has 9 exons. The record is from RefSeq and is a predicted model, not a curated record. Lineage: Eukaryota; Ciliophora; Oligohymenophorea; Hymenostomatida; Tetrahymenidae.
AUUAUUUAGUAAAAAUUAUAAGGAUUUUUGAUUAAAUAAAUUAACCUUAACAAAACUGAAUAAAAGCAAAUAAAUAUACUUUAAAAUAAUAUAAUAGAUCUUAAAAAUAGCUAAUAAUACAUCUUGAAGAACGAGCAAAAAAUGGAAAUAACUAAAAAAAAUGCUGUAAUGAAAAAAAUGAAGAAUUUUGCCACUAUGGCGGGCAAACUAAAUGCUUUAUCUAGUGCAACUGCAUAAAAAAAAUAAGAUGAGAUAGAAUAGCAAAAUUUAUUAAACAUAGAGAUAGAAAAAGGAAUAGCUUAGGAGAAAUUUUUCAAUGCAGUUUUGAGAAAAGUGAAGACAGAUGCAGACGCGAAGCUAAUACUCCAAAACAUACAAGAAUAUGAAUCGAUUAUCAAAUUAUUUGGUAAGGAUACUGAACCAAGUGCAAAAUUAAUGCUUUGCAAAGGAAUGCAGUUAGAAACAUAUCAAAAGGGAUAGCCUAUUAUCAAGCAAGGUGAGCCCUCUAAUAAUAAAUUUUAUGUCAUAGCUUAAGGCUCUGUAGUUAUUGUAAAAGCAACUGAUACAAAUGUCUUUUAGGUCUCAUAAUAGUAAGAUGAAGAAAAGAAAGAAGCAUAAGGGAAACAAAAGAAAGAGAAGGAGUAACCACCAGAUGUUCUUGCUGUUGAAAUUCAAAAGUAUGGCAAAGAGAUAAACACUCUCAAAUAAGGUUAGGGAUUUGGAGAAGCUGCUAUCAUUGAAACCGAUCCAAGAAAAGCUAAAAGAGGAGCAACUAUUUUAGCUCGUGAAGACUAAACUUAGCUUAUAAUUAUUAUGAAAAGAGAAUUUUAAAAAUUCAAAGAUACAUUUUCCUCUUAGGGAAAAGAAAAAGCUCAAAUUUUGACAUCCUUAAUUCCUUAACUUAAAUUAAUCAAUUCAACUUAGACAAGAGACGAUUUAAUUUUCUACUUUUAGGAGGAAGGUGGCUUAAGAGGAUAACAACUUACAGUAGAAGGAAAGAUUGGAGACAAAUUAUAUGUCCUGAAAGAAGGUUAGCUUGAAAUAAAGAAAAAUUAUGUCAACCAAAAAAAUAUUUACUAUCAUGAUAUUUAGAAGCUGAAGAUUUCUUCAUUGAGUAAUCCCUCCUUUUUUGGUGAAGAAAUUCUAUACGAUAAUGAAGAUAAACCUUACAAUUAUACCAUAACUAUCUCUUCAAUUUAGGCAAGGUUUUAUACAAUUAAAAAGUCAAUAAUUAUGUUCAAAUUUCCAAAUCUAAGAUAAGAUAUUUUAAAUGAGUAUGAGCUUAAAGAAGAACAUAGAAAAAAAACAGUCAACUAUAUUCUUUCAAAAAACUAAUAACCUUCAAAUAUGAUUGAAGUUGGAGAAACUCUCCAUGAGUACAAUAAAUUAAAAAAUUUUGAUUUGUUUUCUUAAAUGAAAUCAUCCAUGGUUGAUGUGCAUAAUAAAAAUGUAUUUAAGGGAGUUUAAAAAAAUGAUAAAUUCCAGAACUAGGAUGACAUUGUAAAAUUAAGAUUGGAAAUGAUCAAAGAGUUUGAAGAAAAGUAAAAUUAAGGCUAAAAAACUAAUUCAUAAACUUUAAUACCAAGUGAGGAAUAAGUAAACUAAUAGUUAUAGCUUUAACUUAAAGAGAGACCAUUUACAGGGAUUUCUAGAAAACAAAAAGCUUUUGCAUCUUAGUAAUAAGUUUAAAUUCCUAAUAUUGACCAAGAUGAAGAGUAAGAAGAUGAAUUCAAAUAAUUCAAGUAAAAUUUUGGAAGUAAUUCUUCAAUUUCCACUAACAAACCAAUUGUUGUAUAGAGGAAUAAUUUUACUGAUCCUAAUGAGAAUAAAUAAAUUAUUAACAAUCUCAAUCUCAAUCCAAAUUCAAAUUCAAAUACAAAUACAAACAAACCUUUACCUGUACCUCUUGAUCCAGUUUAUAGCAGAGUUUAUCAGUAAUAACAUGAUUUUGAAUAAAAUUUUAUGGAAAAUUUGCUUGAGAAAUUAAAAUUAAUGAAUAAAGCUUAGUAAGGACCUAAGGAAUCGCCUCAAUUAGAUUUGGGAUAUCUUGAAUAAUUUAAAAAGAAAUAGUAACACAAAUUAAGAGUGAUGCAAAAAAAUUAAACAAACAACCAAUACUUAAUCAAUAACAGAAAUAGUGUAUUGCAGAAAAAAAUAGACUAAAUAAAAAAUAAAUAUCUUAAAGAAAGUGCUGAAUCAGAUAUUAUUGUUUAAGAUGGCAUAGCUAUAUCAAAUUCUAAUCCAAAUACUCUAUUUAAUACUUUAUUCAGCAAGUCUUAAUAAGAAAAUACACCUAAAAGUAAUAAACACAAUAUCACAAAUGACUCAUUGGGAACUCCACAAUCAGCUUAAGGAAAUCAAUUUACUAGAAACUCAGUUUAAGGAAUAUAACCAAUAAAUGUUGUGAAAUUUAGUAGUUUUAAGAGUGAAGGAACGUAAACCAAAAAAAAUGCAAGCAGUUAGCCAAAAGGAAGUAUUUUUAAAGUAGGUGUAUUCUAAUAACAAUAAUAAUAGCUUACAUAAAAUUAAAGUUCUCCUUAGCUAAAAAAUUAUUUUAUUGCACCUACUAUUUAAAGUGUACCAUCAUUGUUUGUCUUAAACUCUCAAAGAGAACAUAUUUAGAGUAAUUUCAGUAAUGCUAGCAUAUAAACGCCAUAAAAUGGAAAAAAUAUUGGCAGUAGUAUAAACAACGGCAACAACUUGAACUAAAAGAGUGAAAGUAAAGUAGGAAAUUUCUCUAGUUAUGUUUAAAGUUAAAAAGUCUUUAGCUAAAGCACGAUUAUCACAAAUUUUUAAUAAAAUAAAUCAGAAUAAGAAGAAAUUAAUGAUGAUAAAAUUUUAAGCUAAAGAUAUUCUAAUUACAGUGCACUAUAAUUUUAAAGUCCCUUCAGAAAUAAAAACUAAAAAAAAGAUAAUAUAAAUUCCAGUUUUGAAGAAGACUAAACCCAUUAAAAUUAUUACAGUUCAAGUGUAGAACCUCAAGGAUUGUUUAUUUCAGCAGAUUUCAAUGGUGAUAAAUUUUCAAAAGCUAUUUAACUACAGCAAGCAACACCUAUUACUAAUAAAAAAGAUAAAUUACAUCCCUAAAAAGGUUUAUCUCCAUUAGAAAAAAAUACAAGAUAGAGUUUUGAGUAAAACUAAAGAAGUGUUUCUUCCUAACAAUUGAAAAGAAUUAGCUUACAAAGACAAAAAUUAAAAACGGGCUUGUCUCUUAUAAAAAAGCCUUUAGCUACUUAACCUUUUUGA